ACUUCGUCAUGGAUCUUAAAGCGGACUCGGAGGACAUGGACUACAAGCGGCCGGCUCCUAUCGAAGUUUUCGCCAGCAGGUCCACGCUGCACGGCAUCUCGCACAUGUUCACUUAUGAGCGGAUGUGUAUCAAGCGCAGUCUGUGGAUCCUGUUCUUCCUGGGCUCCCUGGGCGUGCUGGUGAUGGUGUGCGUGGACCGGGUGCAGUUCUACUUCCAGUACCCUCAUGUCACCAAGCUAGACGAGGUAGCAGCUCCGAUGAUGGUGUUCCCCUCGGUCACCUUCUGCAACCUCAACUCGUUCCGCUUCAGCCGAGUGACCCGCAACGACCUGUACCACGCUGGGGAGCUCCUUGCCUUGCUCAACGGCAGGUAUGAGAUCCGGGACCCACACCUGGUGGAGGAAAAUGUCCUGCAGAUCCUGAAGGAGAGGGCUGACUUUGACAACUAUAAGCCCCGCCCCUUCAACAUGCGUGAAUUCUACGACCGAACGGGACACGACAUCAAGGACAUGCUGCUUUCCUGCUACUACCGUGGGCAUGGAGUGCAGCGCCGAGGGACUUCAAAGUGGUGA
This is a messenger RNA of Lates calcarifer (barramundi perch), 572 nucleotides long. Its product is annotated as acid-sensing ion channel 1-like. Gene Ontology annotation, biological process: sodium ion transmembrane transport. The record is from RefSeq and is a predicted model, not a curated record. Gene Ontology annotation, cellular component: membrane. The transcript is spliced from 2 exons. Bases 9 to 572 code for a protein of 187 amino acids. Lineage: Eukaryota; Metazoa; Chordata; Actinopteri; Centropomidae.